CACCUCACAAUCUCUCUCUCUCUCCUCCCAAUUCCUCUCCUUUUCUCCUCUUUUCUCAUGCUUUGACGCCACCAUUAAGCUUUGGCUUUUCUCUGCCUCCCAUCUCCUCCUCUGCCACUAGUUAAAGCAAGAGAGAGAGGGGGAGAGAAGAGAGAAGCACGGGAGAGGAGGAAGUGAGGAGGAGGGGAGGAGGAGGAGGGUUCGAAGAUGUUCGACAGCCUGCUCAACUCCAAGUUCUACAACAAAUGCAAGCACGCAAUCAAGUGCACCAGGACCCGGCUGGAUCUGGUGCGGCGGAAGAAGCAAGCGAUGGUCAGGUUCAUGAAGAAGGACGUCGCCGACCUCCUGGGCAAUGGCCUUGACUCGCACGCCUUUGGACGGAUGGAAGCACUGAUUGUUGAGAUGAACCAAGCAUCCUGCUAUGAUAUGAUCGAGCAGUACUGUGAGUACUUGGUGAAGCAGCUCAACAACCUGCAGAAGCAGAGUGAAUGCCCUCAGGAAGCCUUGGAAGCGGUGUCAACUCUAAUUUUUGCCACUGCUAGAUUUCCUGAUUUGCCUGAACUGUGUGACCUCAGACAUGUGUUCACGGAGAGAUAUGGGAAUUCCAUUGAGCCUUUUGUUAGCUCUGAGUUUGUUCAGAAGCUUCAGAACAAGUCAUUUACUAAUGAAGAAAAGCUGCAAGUGAUGCAAAGCAUAGCUGAAGAAUUCUCAGUCCCAUUUAAUGCCAAGGCAUUGGAACGAAAGAUAUCUGGUGUACCUCAAAAUAGACAUGAUUAUCAAAACAAGAGUUAUUUUAAACGUGUAGAAGUUGAAGCAUCAGCACGUGAUGAGCUGAAGGUGGAUAGACAUCAUGAAAGAAAAUCGAGAGUGACACCUGAAGUCUAUGAAAAGAAGCAGGAAAUGAUAAAGCCUAAAGAUAUUCAUGUCAUCCCUGAUGCCGUUGGUCAGCUUGGUGAGAAAAGCAGGAAGAACCGCUCAGAUAUACCUUAUGAUGUGCCUCCUUCGGACUUGAAGCUAAUUAAUGAUCAGAAGGAGUUAAAGAAAGAAAAUAAAAAGCAUAAUCAUCAUCUGAGGGAACUGAUGGAUCCAGACAAGUUAGUUCCUCCAUACAGAGAACCCAAGGAAGCUGAGAAGAAAGAUGCUGCUGAAAAGUCUGAUGGGAAAGGCUACCAUGUCCAUCGAUCACGCAUGGCUGGUGGCGUUGAUCACAACUGGGGACAUGCCGACUUGGGGCUUAAAACUCUGGGCCUAGAGAAACAAGGAACUGAGCCAGCUAGUUCCUUGAAUGGCAAAACACUUAACAAGGCUCCUCCCUAUUCUAAGCCCUACAAAACAAUAGAUAAGAAGUCUGCUGAAGAAAAUAAUGAUAAUUUGUACAACGGACGACAACAUAUUUCAGAGUAUGGGCAGUCUGUGCAAGAUAGGCAGAAAAUGCCAGAGAAGGCAAUCAAUAUGUUGCCACCUUAUGUUAAGUCAGCCCCUACAAAUCAAGCUGCUAAUGGUUACAAGCAUGCUGGCAUUGCGGAAAUCGGUCACCAGAGAGAUGGACUGGCUGAUGAUGAUACCAUUCUGCCUGUUUCUGUCAGAAGGAAAAGUGGGAAACCACCUACAUAUGGUGAUCGUUAUGACGAUGAGGCAAAGAUGGCAAACCAAACUUCUGGUGGCCAAAGAAGACAUUCAAGCAGAAGACAUGGUUCAGACGAUGAUUAUGACCUGAGAGGUGGUUAUAUGCAGCCCCAGUAUGAUGAUGAUACUGUCAAUAAUGCGAGGCACUUUAAGCAAACUAGUGAACGAAGAAAGCAUAGAAGCAAGCAGAGUGGAUCAGCAAGUGGUAACGACUACGAGUCGGAGGAGGAUGAGACAGACACUGCAAUUGAUUUUGGCAAUCUUUUGCCCCGAGUGCCUAGUUCUCAUCGGAAACACAGGAGUAGGAGUGCUCAUCCACGCAGCAGAGGCCGUGAUGAUGAGGAAAGGGUGAUGGAUAAGCUACUAAUGCACUACAGUAAGAAAGGCAUUGAUAGGGAAGAGCAUAGAGCAAGAACAAAAUCAAGGACCCCUCGACCUCGAGCUGAUCAACCUUCUGAUGGAGUCGGGGAACGGUCUAACAGAGAAGGGGCACCACUACAUCCUCCAGAAAGAACUGUUUCUCUCCCUUCAGAAUCCGGCAACCUGGGUGCAAAACCUAAGGUUCCUGCUCGGUCCAUUUCGAUGCAGUCAGAGAAAUCCAGAGGGAAUGUGCACCCUAGCAUGCCAGAUUUCGACGAACUAGCUGCGCGCAUCAGUGCUCUGAGGAAGGAAUGAGCUGCUACAAGAUUGUAUUUAGGCUUCAGCAGGUUCUGUGUUCUUUCAGGAACUUCUCUCAAAGCAAUUUAUACUCAGUGGUCACAGGAAUCAGAGAAUCUCUGGAGGUAGCUGCAUCCUCUCUUUCAUCUUGCAAUCUCUCCUGGUGGUAGUCUUGCUUGCAUUGCUGUAUGCCUGGAUAGAAUAGUACCAAUAAAUGGUAAUAUUUAGGAAUACCAUACAAUAUUGGUUUGGGUUUGGUCUUUGUUGUGCUCCAUACUUGAAACAAUCAUCUUGUAUAGAUGCCAUUGAUGAGGCAAUAAUGAUAAGUGAUUAUUCUUUCUGUUA
Oryza brachyantha (malo sina) is the source of this 2628-nucleotide messenger RNA. RefSeq lists its product as uncharacterized. The record is from RefSeq and is a predicted model, not a curated record. The transcript has 6 exons. The coding region runs from base 208 to 2301 and encodes 697 amino acids. Gene Ontology annotation, biological process: protein transport. Lineage: Eukaryota; Viridiplantae; Streptophyta; Magnoliopsida; Poales; Poaceae.